AUGAGACUCUUAGAGAAAAUUAAAAUAAACUCACAACAGAGAUGGAUGGUAUGUUAUAAACUUGGUGGAAAGUAUGAAUGUUCUACGUUAAACCUCAAUAAUAUUGGAACAUUACUACAUCAGCUCUUGAAGGAGAACUUUAUAUCAGAGAUAGAAGCAAAUGCUGCAGGUAUUGUUGAAAUGCACUAUGACUUCUUCUUGACAAACAUAAAGAAUCUUACUGAAAUAAAGAUGUAUGAUUUAACAGAAUAUGAAGGCUUAACGAUGUCAGAUGUAAAGAAAGGCAAACCAAAAAAGAGACUAUAUAGAGAUGAAAGCACACUGACAAAUGACCAGAAAGCCAUUUUGGAAGCUCUUAAGCAAACAGGAAACCCAGCACUUAUAGAAAGCUUUUGGAAAGAUAAUGGUGAAAAGAAGUUUUAUAAGAAGAGAAGCGGUCAGUUCUGGAAGUAUCUUUGCACAUUACCUAUAAAUCUUGAGCGCUACCAAAUCUUCAAUGAAUUGAACAAAAGAACUGCAGCACUUAUGACAGAAGACAAUUGUUUCGUUUAUGCUUGCAUUCAGGCUGGAGUAAAUGAAGAAACUAUUGACCACAUGAGAGAAGUCAUUCGUGUUAGAGACUUUCCUCAAAGUAAAGUACAAGAAAUUUCUGACGCAACAGGUAUAGCAUUUAAUGUUACCAUUGGUUACUUCAAUGACUCAAGACAUAAUGAAAUAAAGAGAUACAUACCAAAAGAAUGUAAAACUAUUCGAACUAUUGACUUACUUCUUGUUGAAGACCACUACAUGCUAAAUGAAAGAUUACCAAUGACAACAUAUUUCGUCAGAAAUUACAAAGAAAUCUUGAAGGAGUGUGGUGGAAUGAACAUUGAGAAACAGAUGAAGAUUUAUACAAAGAGAGAGAACAAAUAUGUAGUUCGUUAUGAUAGAACAACACCGUUAUGGGAUGUUAUGAAAACAUUGUGGGAGUGCAAAUAUUUCGAACCUAUUUCUUAUGGAGAACUUUUCACAUAUACGACUGACUUAUAUAAACAGAACCUUGCACCAUUUAAAGAUUUGACAUAUGCUCCAAAGUAUUGUGUACAACUGAAGAAGAAAGCCGAGUCAAAAGAAGUAAAUAAAGCUAAAUGUAAGUUCAUUCCUGAGCACGUUUUCUUUGCUGACUUUGAGUGCAGUACCGAUGGCUUUCAUAAAGCUUUUAACAUAUGUUACGACAGUGAAGAUGAUUCAGUGAGUGAAAGCAUUUGGGGUCAGAACUGUGCAACAGAAUUUUUGGAGCGACUUCCUGACAAGAGUUUAAUAUAUUUCCAUAACCUCAGUUAUGAUAUAAACUUCAUCUUAAGACACAUGACAGAAGUGAAAAGAACUCCCAUCAUUAAAGGUUCACGAACAAUGCAAAUAACUGGCUUAUAUAAAGGAAGGGCAAUUAUUAUAAAAGACUCUUACAGUGUUAUAAAUAAGAAGCUUAAACUAUUUCCUGCUAUGUUUAACUUACAAACAGGACCGAAAGAAGUAUUUCCAUACAACUACUACAGCAGUGUUUUGUUAGCAAAUGACAACAGAACUGGUGUCAUUUCUGAAGCAUGUAAGUUUAUCCGGGAUGCGGAUACAUUCAUGAAAAACAUAGAUUCCAUCAAAGGUUGCAGAAUAGAUGAAAACCACUUCGACUUAGAAAAGUAUAGCACAUUUUAUUGCAAACAAGAUGUAAGAAUUUUAAGAGAAGGUUUUGUUAAGUUCCGCAAUGACAUAUUGAAAGAAUUUGAUUUAAACGUUUAUGACUACGUUAGUAUUUGUUCAAUUGCUAACAAAUUAUUUGAGAACAGAGUGUACUUCCCGAAUGGAAAUUUAUAUGACCUCUCAAAUAAACCAAGAGAAUUUAUUUCACGCUGUAUUCAAGGUGGAAGAUGUAUGUUGUCAGAUAACAUUAAACAAAAGAGUAAAGAGAAACUCAUUGCUGAUUUCGACGCUGUUUCAUUAUAUCCAUCAGCUAUAGCAAGACUUUAUACUUUAGAAGAUAUUCCAAAGGUUAUGAAGAAAGAAAUGUUAAGCACAGAGUAUCUCAUGAGACAUUUAUUCGAUGACGACCAAAAGGAACCCAUUGGUGAAAAGUUUAUGUCUGGCUUCUUUGUUCUCAUUAAGAUAACAGAGAUUGGAAUACAUAGACACUUUCCUUUAAUAGUUU
This is a messenger RNA of Trichomonas vaginalis G3, 2182 nucleotides long. Its product is annotated as organellar and viral DNA polymerase type B. NCBI's taxonomy places the organism in Eukaryota, Parabasalia, Trichomonadida, Trichomonadidae. The record is from RefSeq and is a predicted model, not a curated record. The annotation marks the transcript as partial. Gene Ontology annotation, molecular function: nucleic acid binding. The transcript has a single exon.